Molecule: messenger RNA, 1992 nt
Organism: Aspergillus thermomutatus
Lineage: Eukaryota; Fungi; Ascomycota; Eurotiomycetes; Eurotiales; Aspergillaceae
Product: DUF3176 domain-containing protein
Exons: 1
Coding region: 1-1992 (663 amino acids)
Source: RefSeq, a predicted model, not a curated record
AUGCCGUCGAUAGAAAUGCCCAGCGGCCCCUCGGGGAACAAUGAAAAUGAGGCAUUUGAAUUCCACGAACUGCUUGACCCCACUGUUUUGGAGGACCAGAACUUCCAGUCUCGCUUUGGCUUAUCUUCCAAUGUCAGCGGCGACAGAGAAGCCGACGAAGGCACUCCGCAACUGCAGCAGACUGAAUCAGCUCUCGAUGCCAAAAAUUCCAAAUGUGCGAAAGGACGUGCAAACCGUUUCGAUUGGGAAUCUUUGACUCUAGAUACAUGGUUCGGCGAAAGCAUUGCGAUGAGCUUCAGUUUCCUUUGCUUCAUCGCCAUAGUCGCAGUCUUGUGGGUAUAUGACAAGAAACCAAACCCGAAUCUCAAAUACGGCCUAACUCUGAAUACAAUCGUCUCGGUGCUUGGGACUGGCUGCAAGUCCUCUCUCAUAUUUGCCGUGGCUGAAGCCAUUGGCCAAUUGAAAUGGGUAUGGUUUCGAAACAAAAGGAGUCGGCUUCAUGAUAUGCAGUCGUUUGAUGAUGCAAGCCGUGGGCCCCUGGGUUCGAUGAUGAUCUUAUUCGAACACAAAGCUUUUUCCCUGGUAUCUCUCGGGGCUGCGAUCACCCUCCUCUCUCUUGCAUUCGAUCCAUUCAUUCAGCAGAUCGUGAGUUAUCCUAUCCGAGAGACAAAGAGUGUAUCGGAUCAGGCGCCCGCAAAACAAGCUAGAGCAUUCGUUCUUAAUGGCCCUUCCGGAGACGACAUCAACUUUGUCAACUCCAUAAACGCUGGAAUAUGGACGAACAAUUUCGAUGUAUAUCCAACUUGCCCAUCAGGAAACUGCACAUGGCCUGCUUUUGACUCUGUGGGAUGGUGCAGCCAAUGUGAGGACGUCACCUCCAAAGCCACCCUAGUUGGCUGCGAUGAUUUUAAUCUAACCCGCAGUGAUCCUCAUCUGGGUGUGACACCAUGCAACCUUACUCUCCCACACGGCGAGCCGGCUAACUUUAAUAUCAGCGUCAGAUCAGUUAGCAGAGGUAGUCUGCAAAUGACUUUUCCAGAAGAUGUCAUUUGGUCUGUCAACUACAACCCCGAGCUUGGAGAUCCUUUCAGUCCCGUACCAACGGAAGUUUAUCUCGGCGUGGAGAAUCCCAUGUUCGUCGUCGCGCACGCUGAGAUAGACGAUCCAGAUAAUGGAUCGAAUCCCAAAAUCGGCCGCGUGACCGAAUGCAUCCUGUCUUUGUGUACCAGGACCUACCAUGUGUCUGUUUCUCGCGGCGUUCCAUCUGUGAAUACCUCUUCCCCAACGUACGGACACCCCUUUUACCACAUAUAUCUUAACGGCCCAGAGUCUGCGAACUACACUGGAACACCUGAAACAUGCUGGAAACGCGACCCUGGCCCGGUGAAUGUUGAACUCGUUGCCGGUGAUCCAAGAGAUGACACAAGCCACUGGGAAAAUGCCACCGAAUUCGCCUUUUGUGGACUAGAGCACAUCCACAACAACUUCCCUUAUCAGAUAACCGGCUACGCAUACUACUCCCGAGACUACGUCUCUGAAAUUGGUGCUUGGAUCACUGAUUACUACGACUCCACGCGAAACGACAAUUUCCAAAGGGUCCUCGACACCAGUUUAGCCAAUGUGAUGGGCAAUAUUGCAGGGUCGUUGACUAAGCUCAGUCUUGAGAGUGGCAAUGAUACUGUGCCCGGGACAGUGUCUCGCUUUGAGGUUUAUGUGGCUGUGGAUUGGACCUGGAUUAUUUUACCUGCGGGGCUGCUGCUGUCGGCGAUUAUCUUCCUGGUAUCAACCAUCUUCCUGAAUAGGCGCUUUAAGCUUGACCUGUGGAAGUCGUCCAUUUUGGCCCCUCUGUACCAUGGACUCGACGACGAUUUGUUGGCCGGCGACAACAACGAACAUCCGACUGCGAGUCAGAUGAGUCGAAGCGCGAAUGCAGUCGACGUGAAACUGCAGUUUUCGGAUGCAAAGAAAAGGCUUCUCCUACAGACAGAAUAA